Molecule: messenger RNA, 360 nt
Organism: Trichophyton rubrum CBS 118892
Lineage: Eukaryota; Fungi; Ascomycota; Eurotiomycetes; Onygenales; Arthrodermataceae
Exons: 1
Coding region: 1-360 (119 amino acids)
Source: RefSeq, a predicted model, not a curated record
AUGUGGAACGAGAUCGUGAUAUGGGGGUUCUCGACACCAGGGACGCCUUCUACAAACCCUUUGCUAUCUAUGUAUGGACAAGAUGACAGGGAAGUUGACAAGAUCCUCUCGCUCAGCAAUCAAAGCUUUACACAUGUCAAGCACUAUGACAUGAUAUCAGCCGCGCGGAGCCGGAAUAAUGGGAACAAGAAAGGAGGUAAGCAAGGCAAACUACGGCAAGCCAUGAGUCUGGAUAAGAAACGUGUGGCUAUUAGAAUAAUCAUAAAACAACAAAUGAGAUGUCCUCAAACAGGAUCAAACGACUGGAGGUCAAAGAAGAGAAGAGUGACAAACGAUAAGCAAGAAUUUGACGUCAUAUAA